GUUCCACCUGCUGCUGAGCCUGUCCCCUACCUGCAGACCCCCAACUCAGAACCUCAGACAAUGGCCAUGCUGAAAACUGCUCGAGAGUGUCCGCAGAGCUCCAAACCCCCGAGUGGAUCCAAGUCAGGAGUCCGAAAUACACCGGGGUGUGUGCAUGCAGCUGACAGUAAGACGAGCAAAAGCCACAACCACCCCAAACAGCAGAGGAUCAGCAGGAGAAGAGCCACAAAUGGCUGGAUGCCUUUGGGUACAGCUUGUGAGAAAGCAGUCUAUGUGGUUAAUGAGCCUGAGCCUGCUCUCCGAAGAAGUUACCAAGCUGUGGAGAGAAAUGGA
Messenger RNA from Staurois parvus, 333 nucleotides. The record is from the annotation of a GenBank genome assembly. Lineage: Eukaryota; Metazoa; Chordata; Amphibia; Anura; Ranidae.